CAGCAGUCCCAGCAUGAUGACAGCAUCCAGCAUAUAGCCCCCCCCUUCCCACACACACGCACACACACACCACAUCACCACCAUCAUCCGGCUCGGGAGGACGUCGCGGAUAUUUCGCAGAAAAUAUUCCCUUCAAAUUCACGGCAUCGCUGCCGCGUUUCGGGGACAACCUGCUCAGACUGCCGCUCCAUCUGUCUCCUCCUCAGACAGAGCAGGUGGCCGCAUCGGAUCGGGAUUGGCCCUGAUGAUCACGAGGACCCCCCCUACGCCUCUUCUCAGCCAAUCCUGGAGGGGCAGCAGAGCUGAUGUCUCAGAGGGCGAGAGGGUAUUUGUGUUCUGGAGUCCUGAGGAGACAAGCCACAUCACGAUAAAUGGAGGAGAAGGAGCGAUGUAGGAGCAGGUCUCCGGCCCGGAGAACCAGCCGGGUGCAGCAGGUGGUGGGAACAAUAAUACGACGCACCCGAGAGUCGCUUAGCAGAGAGCGGUUGCUAGGCGAUGGGAGGUCACAGCGCUCCAACAGUCUGUCCAACCAGAACUUCCAGGCCAAGCUGACGCUGCAGAUCACCAGGGACCCGGUCCUGGACAGCAGCACGGGACAUGGCUUCAUCCUCACCCCAACCGCCCCCCUGCUGGUCAGGGACAUUGCCGCAGGGAGUCCUGCAGAUGGGAUACUGUACCCAGGGGACCUGGUGUUGCAAAUUAAUGAUACAGUGCUGGAGGACUUGAGCACUGACCAGGUGGAUAACCUCUUACGGGACUUGGAGGAUUGUAUCACUGUGACUAUCCUGCGGCACAUGACAAAUCCCAAGUCAUCCAUCAUGUCAGCAGAGAAGAGAGCUCGUUUGAGGAGUAAUCCAGUUAAAGUGCGCUUUGCAGAGGAGGUGGUGGUGAACGGGCACACUCAGGGAAACUCUCUUCUCUUCCUGCCCAAUGUCCUGAAAGUUUAUUUGGAGAACGGGCAGACCAAGGCCUUCAAGUUUGACAACAGCACCACCGUUAAGGACAUUGUGCUGACUCUGAAGGAUAAACUGUCCAUCCGGGCCAUUGAGUACUUUGCCCUGGUGCUAGAGCAACAAUACAGCAUCACCAAACUGCUGCUGCUGCAUGAAGACGAGUUCAUACAGAAGGUUGUGCAGAAAAAAGACUCCCAUGACUACAGAUGUUUGUUCAGGGUGUGUUUCGUUCCGAGAGACCCAAUGGACCUGCUGCAGGAUGACCCCUCUACCUUCGAGUACCUCUUCUUACAGAGUGUUGGGGACGUGCUGCUGGAGCGCUUUGCUGUUGAGAUGAAGUGCAACACUGCGCUCCGACUGGCCGCGCUGCACAUGCACGAGCGGGUAGACAGCAGUGGACAGACCCGGGCCUCUAUCAAGAGUAUUACGAGGGAGUUUGGCAUGGACAGCUUCAUCUCUCCCACACUGCUGAGCAACAUGAGGGAAAAAGACCUGAGGAAAGCCAUCAGCUACCACCUCAAAAAGAUCCAGUCCCUGCUAGAGCCACGCCAGAAGGUCAUUUCUUCAAGUCAGGCUCGAGUGGCUUACCUCACUCAACUGGGAGAACUUAUCUCAUAUGGGGGACGUUCCUACACAGCUACGAUGAUGCUUCAGGAUAGGGAGGUGUUGGUCAGCCUGCUGGUGGGAGCUAAAUAUGGGAUGAGUCAGAUCAUCAACCACAAGCUCAAUAUGAUCUCGACACUGGUUGAGUUCAGCAGCAUCAGCCGAGUGGAGCUUCUCUCUGAGUCGGAAAAAGUCAGCGUACUGCGCAUCUCACUGCACGACAUGAAGCCAUUUGCCUUACUGAUGGACUCUCCGGCCGCCAAAGACUUAGGGUGUCUGCUGGGAGGCUACUGCAAACUCCUUGUGGAUCCGAGUGUCAAUGUCUUCCGUCUGGGGCGCCCAAAAGUGAGGGUGCACCGGAUUCCUGCUGAAGAAGGUGUGUGUGGAAGGUUCGCCGUAAUAAAGGGCGUGUGCUAUGAAUCCCUAUCAAGUUACGUGUCACGUUGCUGUAGUGACUCGGAUGACUCAACAGAUGAGGAUGACCCUAUGGAUCAUCAGAAUUACAAACGUCCAGACCCAGCAAGCCAAGACUGGGAAGAAAGGAGAAGAGAGGAGGAAGAGAAAAGGAGAGAGGAGGAGAGGAGAGAGAAAGAAGAGCACAAAGGCAAACAGGAAGUGAAGAUAGUAGUCACAACAGAAGGUUUGGAAAAUGAGGGUGAAGAGGAAGGAGGAGCAACAGGAAGUGGUCUACGUAAAUGUAGUAUUAUGGAUGAAGAAAUGAACCAGGAGAGCAGCUGGUACCACACAGACCCACGGGUCACCAGCAGCUUCUCCAGCUUGUCCAGUGGCUCUCUGAGUGCUGCCCUGGACGAGAGCAAUGCGGCAGCCAAAGCCACAUCUCGAUUGGAUGAACUCCGCGGACCGCGCGCAAGCGAAGAUCUACCAGACUUGGAAGUUCACCAACCCUACCUUCUAGAACCCAAACGCCACCAAGGGCCUGUACGACCCACCAAUCUCAAUUACCGUGGCAAUGACAACUCUUGCCUUUGCUUUGCUGACCUUUCCAAGGCUGAUUUCCUCCCUAGCCCACCUGAGGCUACGAGUGACGAUGAAGAUGAUGAGGAAGAAGAGCCUGAAAUGGGGGGACUUAGACGUAUUUCUAAGAUACCCAGUUCAAGAGAUUUGAGAAUGAUUGACAGCAUACCCUUUCAAAGAUCCCCCAUUAAAAGAAAGAAAAAAGUCCCUCCUAAAGUCCCAGUGAGGACUAGUUCAAUUCCUAUGGACAAAGCAGGACAGGUUGAGCAGCGCCUCUCCAUGGAUGAAGAUGGUUUAUUUCUGACACCUUCACCCAAUCCCAAACCAUCUCUUUUGGUCAAAGAAACUGCCUCAGAAUCUGAAGAUGAGUUUUUUGAUGCACAGGAGAGAUUUACUCCUCCAGUUCCGGAUCUAUCAGACGCUGAACUAGCUGACCGACGGAAUGCUAAUCGCCUAAGUGGAGGCUGGAAUUGUCCUUCAGCUGUCCUGGGAAAAGAGCCCCCCUCCCCCCUUUCCAAUAAAGCCAACUCUUCAAAAAUCAGAAGAGAAGUGGAGACUGUUAAAGACCCAACAAAUACACUUAUCAACCAACAAGCCAGUUUACCAGAUCCAUCUCAGAAACCUAAAGUUAAGGCCAAACCCCUAUUGCCACCUAAGCCCCAACUGCCUCCCAAACCUAAAAUCAUUCCUCCCAAAUCCCCGCAGCAUGGAAGAUCAUAUGUCCACUGCAAUGGGGAUGCCACUGGACGUCUUCCCUCUGAACUUCUGGAAAUGGAGCCAGAAACCAUGGAGUUCAAGUCUGUGACAUCUGGGGCAGGUGGACUGCCUGUCUCAUCACCUCUGAUCAGAGCAGUGCGGUGCAGCAAGCAACCACUACCCACCACAAGCCCACUAACUGAGGAAAAGACAAAGAAGCAUGAAAACAGCGCAAAAAAUACUAAAGAUCUGAGGCAUGACAAUGGAGCAGGUGUUGUUUCCAAUGAUAAAGCAUACUCGCCGUGUGAAAGGGAAACUCCUAGAGAUGAAGAAAAAACCAAUGGGACUGCUCAACCCACAAGAAAGCCACCAAACCCACUCCCUAUCCCUCGCUCUAAUUCAGGUACAAAGUUAGCUAUCCCCCCUCCAGUAUCACCCAAACCCACUUCUCCCACCACUUUCCACCCUCUGUCAUUACCUGCCAGCUCUCCUGUCACCCCAACUGAUCCAAGCAAAGGGAUCUUCAAGGAUAGCGUCAGCAAGCCAAAUGGAGUCCAUCCUUGGAGCAGCCGAAAUGGCUCAGUCCAGUCCGGAUCCAGGAGGGUCUCUCUCAGUCAUGAAAACCUGUCGCCCAAAAAUGCCGAAGCUGCUCUCACCCUUACCACCUCCCUCACUUCAACCAACUCCAAAGGUGUUGGAGGCCUUGAAAGCAGAGAGCCUGGGAGAUCAGGAUCAGGAUCAGACCUGAGGACCAGCUCCUCCAGCCUGGGAGGUAGACUGCCGGCGUCUGCCCUGAGAGGGAAGAUCCAGGCUUUGCCUUGGUACAUGACCCGCUCCCAGGAGAUUUUGGGAACUUUGGACUAUCCCUCCACCAGCUCCAUCAAUGGCGACACAUCUGGAUUUGGCUCUGGCUUGUCCGUAGCCAGCGGUCUAUCAGAUUUUAACAGAACGCCUGUUAAGGAAAAAGAGACCGUGACCUCAAAAUCCGGAGGGAAAGAGAACAUUUUAGAGGAUGGAGCAGAGGUUGUCAUAGCCACCAUCAAAGAAGCCCAGGAAGUGACCUCACACAUGAAAAGGAACAAUGGGACAAAUGGCUCCCACUCUAAUCUGACUUUUAGAGAGAAUAGUGCACACAGUGUUUCAUCGGAGCAGCCGCAGUCACGGCCUCAUUCAGCAGUGGGGUUGGGAGGUGUGUCCAGCAUGCAAAUCGAAGGUGACUCACCAACCUCGGACACUACUCCGCCACAACAGCAUCGGGAGGCUUGUGGCUGCCGCACCGUUUAUGCCAACUGUUUCAGUGGAGACACUGAGGAUGGCAUAAGCUUUGACGAGGAGCUCACCAUCUAUGAGUUCUCUCGCCGCACACGCCCUAAACCUGUACCUGUCUCUUCCCCUACAACACCUUCUCCAAAGCCCAACAUUCUGUCACUGCUGAGGGACAACCCCCGUCCCCUCUCUACUUUCUCCACUGCAUCCUCUGAACUCAGUCCUGUAGUUUCACGUCCGGUUUCCCCCACAAACUCCUUUGGUGGUCCUCUUCGUACACUUAGCAACAAGAAUUACGGUGCGCUUAAGGGAGGUUUUGCCUCCCUUCGUCAAGACAUAGACCAGCUUUUGUUGGUCUUAAAAAGGGGGUGUCUUGAGCAAACUCAACAAGAAUCCUGUCAAGACUCAAAGCAGGAUAUCACAAGUAUAAAAGCGGGGCCUGACCUCAAUCACAAUGGAUCUGAAGGCAAUUCUGCCCCAGCACUGGAGCCAAAUUGUACUGGAACAAGCACUGCCGCCAUGACAGAGGCCGAAAGAAGUCUCCUCCAGGCAGAGGCUCGACGAUUGGCAACUGGGUGUCAGCGGGCCACACGUGUCGGCUGGGCUCCUGAUGAGGCACUACGCUCUUUAUCCAACAGCUUCAGUGCCCUGGUUCAGUUGUCCGCAGCCUGCCUGCGAACAAACCCAUGCCCUGGUUGUGAAAUCUGCCACAAUGCAAGUGUGGUCCACGGGCACGAGGACGACGACAGCCAGGAGGCCAUGGACAAGCUGAAGGAAAUUGUGGGUCUGUACCGAGAGUUUGUCGGGGCUGUCGAGACAGCUGGAACUGGUGCCGGGGCUGUGGUGAAAAGUGUAGGCCUCAGUGGGUCUGGACAAGGUCAGGGGGAGAGUGAAGGGGUCAGGCUUCUGGCCAAACGCUGCACUGUGCUCAUUUCGUCCGUUUUCGCACUCACACAGCUCUUUCGGACACGCACACCAGACACAGCAGACACGCCCGGCCACGUGCCCCUCCACUUUUGACAUGUGAACUUUGCCCCACUAAUAACCCACUGACUCUGGAGGUGAGACGAGAGGAAACCGCACGGAGUGAUGUGGUGUGUAACCCCUGUGUUCUUGUAGUGCCAUACACACCACUGCACACAAACUUUAACCCACAUAACAUAUACCCACAGGGAAAACCCCCCACUAAACAAAACCCCAAAUGAAGGGAGGAACUUCAUUGCUUGGCCUCGAUGUCGACGCAUAUGGACUAUGCAUUUGUACAUAUGAAUUUUAUAAUUCUCUUAUUUUAUGAUACAAUAUGUGUAUGUUUGUCAGAAUUGAUUACCCGUCUAUGUAUUUAUGUAUUUAUUUUUACAAUAUUUGCACCAUGGUCUUGAUGUGCAAGUCUCUGGUGGGAAAAAAAACUAUGGAUGUCACUGGAAUUUUUAUUUUUCCUUCUCUUUGAGACAGUAUUAUGUUAUCUAUUGCUGCUUUAAAAAAUCCUCAACUCCAUAAGGUGUAAUCUGUAAAUUGUCAUUUUUCAAGUUUAGUAUCACAGUACGUUUUACUGACAAAGUACAGAAACUAUACUCUUAUCACACUUACAAAGUACAGUUAUUAACUGAUUUGUUUUAUAUGUGCACCUUUUUAAGGAUUUAGUUUUUCAAAUUACAAUCACAUAAAUGGGGAACAAACUAAUGCCAUUACAAAGCAGGGAGAGCACUUUUGACUGUUACAGAUUGCACCUUUUUAUGAGACACAUACCCUCGUGUAAAGUGUUUUUUCUACCCUUCCUGACGGACUCUAAGUGAAUGCCUCUCGAAAAUACUCCCAUUACCCACAAACGAAUGCAGUAACCUAGCGUUAAUCUAGUUUUCAUCCAGCGUACAUUACAUAUAUAUUUAAUGGGAAAGGGUGGAAGAUGCCCAGGAAGCAAAACAGGGGACCUUAUUCAUGUAGUUGAGAAAUGUUUUUUUCAACCAGGCACAGGGCUGACUGUUAAACUAUGUCCACAUGUAGCAGAGAUCCAAAGUAUGAAACACUGAGCCACAACUUUUCCCCACUAUGUUUUUUCUCUUUGGCACAAAACCUUAUUAAAAUCAAACUAACGGCUGUGUAGUGGUUUAGAACAGUAGAUAUACAUUCAUUUCAUUGUGUCCUUUUAGUUUAUGGCUAUGCAAACAUAAACUCCUCAUUCGCCGCAUACUGCAUCCUUGUUUUUUUACUAACAUUAAGUACAACAAUAGCUGCAUUAUGUUUGUCUGGAUAUAAUGGGGGGUUCCUCUGUCUGGAAUGUUGGCUUUACUCUUGUUUCUGGAAAUCUUACUGCAUUAUGGAUUGCAGCAUUGUGCAAAGUUGCAUGGCAUUAGUCAAUAUAAAGAUUCCCGUCUUUACUGAUGUCUGUGAAUUGUCAGUAAAAGAGUUGCAUUGCUCAUCAAUUUGCUGAGCUCAACAGCUCCUCCAUGUCACAUGAGGCCAAGUCAUCUGAUGAGCCAUCCACUUUGGAGGAUUUUAUUUAGCCACCUAUGACAAGCAGAGGGCCAUUAAUGAUAAGGGGAUUUGCCAAAAUCAAGACUGCUCAAAGACAGCCAGUGAGGAGGUAACCAGUCUAUUGAUCUCACAACUAGAUAACGGAGAACUUUGUCAAGGUGGCUGUGCUAAAAAAAAAAGAAACAGGUCUCUGUUGUGAGUUUUCAGAGCUUCUAAUUUCUAUGGAGGUCCAGCAGCAGGGUCCAUCACAGCACUAACAUCAAGGCAUACUGUAUGUCCUAGGAGCAUCUCUAGUUGUUCAUCAAGUAGGCUCAAACGGCGUGUCAAAUUUGUGUUUCAUUUCUGUAUGGUAAAACUGUAUCAACCGCAUUUAAUUUUCAAAGAGGACAUUGUGUUUCUACGUGAGCAGUCACUUUUCCGUACACACGUACAAUAAAGUCGAUGUACCAAGAAA
Molecule: messenger RNA, 7419 nt
Organism: Gasterosteus aculeatus aculeatus (three-spined stickleback)
Lineage: Eukaryota; Metazoa; Chordata; Actinopteri; Perciformes; Gasterosteidae
Gene: frmpd1b
Product: FERM and PDZ domain containing 1b
Cellular component (GO): cytoskeleton
Molecular function (GO): protein binding
Source: RefSeq, a predicted model, not a curated record